Saccharomycopsis crataegensis is the source of this 3225-nucleotide messenger RNA. It is a transcript of the gene ILS1, whose product is annotated as isoleucine--tRNA ligase ILS1. Gene Ontology annotation, biological process: isoleucyl-tRNA aminoacylation. Lineage: Eukaryota; Fungi; Ascomycota; Saccharomycetes; Ascoideales; Saccharomycopsidaceae. The record is from RefSeq and is a predicted model, not a curated record. Bases 1 to 3225 code for a protein of 1074 amino acids. The transcript has a single exon. Gene Ontology annotation, molecular function: isoleucine-tRNA ligase activity; tRNA binding; ATP binding.
AUGUCCGACGAACCACCUCAGAGGGGAUUCUCUUUCCCUAAGGAAGAAGAAAAGAUUGGACAGUUCUGGGAAGACAUUGAUGCUUUCCAUACCUCCAUCAAGUUGAAUGAAGGUAACCCAGAAUGGGCUUUCUACGAUGGUCCUCCAUUUGCAACUGGUACUCCUCAUUAUGGUCAUAUCUUGGCUUCCACCAUUAAGGAUGUCGUUCCAAGAUUCCACUCCAUGAAAGGUAACUACGUUGAAAGAAGAUUUGGUUGGGAUACUCAUGGUGUUCCGGUCGAACACGAAAUUGACAAGAAAUUCAACAUCAAAGGUAAAGCUGAUGUCAUGGAAAUGGGUAUUGAAAAUUACAACAAAGAGUGUAGAGCUAUUGUCAUGAGAUAUGCUAAUGAAUGGAGAAGUACCAUCGGUAGAUUAGGUAGAUGGAUUGAUUUUGACAACGAUUACAAAACCUUGUAUCCAACCUUUAUGGAAUCCGUUUGGUGGGUUUUUGCUCAAUUGUUCGAAAAAGGUCUUGUUUACAGAGGUUACAAAGUCAUGCCAUAUUCAACUGGUUUGACCACUCCAUUGUCCUCUUUUGAAGCCCAACAAAAUUAUAAGGAUGUCUUGGACCCUGCCGUAACCGUUGGUUUCCAAUUGUUGGAUGACCCUAAGACCUUCUUUGUUGCCUGGACUACCACCCCAUGGACCCUUCCAAGUAACUUGGCUCUUUGUGUCAAUGAAAACCUUGAAUAUGUCAAGAUCUACGAUGAAAAUAAGGACAAGUUCUUCAUCUUGAUGGAACCAUUAAUUACUACCUUGUACAAGAAGCCAAAGAAUGAAAAGUAUAAGGUUGUUGAAAGGUUUAUGGGUAAAGAUUUGGUUGGCAUGAAAUACAAACCUUUGUAUGACUACUUCUAUGAAGAGUUCAAGGAUUAUGCUUUCAAAGUCAUCUCUGCUGAUUAUGUUAGUGCUGAAAGUGGUACUGGUAUUGUCCAUCAAGCACCAGCUCAUGGUGAAGACGAUAACAUUGCUUGUACUAAACAUGGUGUUGUCUCUGAGUCAAGACCAGGACCAUGUCCAAUCGAUGAUGCUGGUAACUUCACCAGUGAAGUUAAAGACUUUGAAGGUCUCUACGUCAAGGAUGCUGAUAAGAAGAUUAUCAAGGAUUUGACUGCCAAGGGUAAUCUUUUGGUGAAUGCCCAACUUAGACAUAGUUACCCAUUCUGUUGGAGAUCUGACACUCCUUUGCUUCAAAAGACUAUCCCAGCUUGGUUUAUUAAAGUCAAAGACCAUGUUCCAGAAAUGUUGGAUAAUGUUGAAAAGACUAGAUGGGUUCCUUUGACCGUUAAGAACAGAUUCUUGAGUUGGAUUAACAAUGCUAGAGACUGGAACUUUUCCAGAAGUAGAUACUGGGGUACCCCAAUUCCUUUGUGGGUAAGUGAUGACUACGAAGAAGUCAUCUGUAUUGAUUCUGUCGAGAAAUUGAAGAAGUUGUCAGGUAGAGAUGACAUCACUGACUUGCACAGAGAUAGUAUCGAUGGUAUCACUAUUCCAUCUCAAAAGGGUAAAGGUACCUUGCACAGAAUUGAAGAAGUGUUUGAUUGUUGGUUCGAAUCUGGUUCCAUGCCUUAUGGUUCCAAACAUUAUCCAUUUGAAAACAAGGAAUUGUUCCAAAAUGGUUUCCCAGCCGACUUUAUUGCCGAAGGUUUGGAUCAAACUAGGGGUUGGUUCUACACUUUGACCGUCAUUGGUACCCUUCUCUUCAAGAGUUGUCCAUUCAAGAAUGUUAUUGUUAAUGGUAUCGUUUUAGCCAGUGAUGGUAAAAAGAUGUCCAAGAGAUUGAAGAAUUAUCCAGAUCCAGGUCUUAUCUUGGACAAGUAUGGUGCCGAUGCCUUGAGAUUGUACUUGAUCACCUCUCCUGUUCUUAAGGGUGAAUCUUUGAGAUUCAGUGAAGAUGGUGUUAAGGAGGUUAUCUCUAAGGUUUCUUUGCCAUGGUUAAAUGCUUUCAAAUUCUUGGAAGGUCAAGUUAGCUUGUUGCAAAAAGAGCACGGUGUUAAGUUCUUGUACGAUACUGAAUUGAAAUCUGAAAAUGUUAUGGAUAGAUGGAUCUUGGCCUCCUUACAAUCUUUGAUUGAAUUCAUCCAUGAAGAAAUGGAAGAAUAUAGAUUAUACACUGUUAUUCCAAAAUUGUUGCAUUUGAUUGAUAACUUGACUAACUGGUACAUUAGAUUCAACAGAAAGAGAUUGAAGUGUGAAAAUGGUGUUGACGAUGGGUUGAAGGCUAUGAACACUUUGGCUCUCACUUUGUUGACUUUGUGUAGAGCUAUGGCUCCAUUUGCUCCAUUCUUAGCUGACAAUAUUUAUCUUCAAUUGAAGCCAUUCUUCCCAGCUGCCUAUUUGAGUAAUUUAUCUGAGGACACGAGAUCUGUUCAUUUCUUGAGUUACCCAGUUGUUGACAGAUCCAAGUUUGAUGCAAAGAUUGAACAAGCUGUCUCUAGAAUGCAAAAGGUCAUUGAAUUGGGUAGAGUUAUCCGUGACAAGAAGGCUAUCUCUUUGAAGAACCCAUUGAAGACUUUGGUCAUUUUACACUCUGACCCAGAAUACUUGGAAGACAUCAAGUCCUUGGAAUCAUACAUCCUUGAAGAAUUGAACGUGAGAGAAUUGGUUAUUACUUCCGAUGAAAAGAAAUACGGUGUUGUAUACACUGCAGUUGCUGACUGGCCAGUUUUGGGUAAGAAGUUGAAGAAAGAUGCUAAGAUCGUCAAGAAUGCUUUGCCUAAAUUAACUAGUGCUGAAGUUCAAGCCUACUUGGAAACUGGUGAAAUUGUUCUUGAAGGUAUCAAGCUUGUUGAAGGUGACUUGAAUGUCAUUAGAGGCUUGCCAGAAACCGAAGAUAACACUGGUUAUGAAGCUAAGACCGAUAACGAUGUUCUUAUUAUUUUGGACGUUAACCUUUACGAUGAUUUGAAGGCCGAAGGUUUGGCCAGAGAAGUCAUCAACCGUAUCCAAAGAUUGCGUAAAAAGGCUGGUUUGCAAGCUACUGAUGAUGUUACCAUUGAAUUUGAAAUGAUCAAGGAUACUCUUGGUUUGGACAAGGUCAUUUCCCAGUACUCUGAAAUGUUGGAAAAGACUUGCAGAGGUCCUAUCAGUACCUUCAAGGAUGCUCCUGAAGAUAAGGUUAUUAUUGAUGAAGAGCAAGAAAUCCAACAAGCUACAUUUAAAUUGAGAUUGCUUAAAUUAUAA